CUGAAGUCUUCAAAGUGUCUACGCGUGCUACAAAGUGAACAAUCACGCUACAUUCCGGCCAUUCUAAGCGUUGACUCAAAUUGACGUUUAAUUAUCCCGAAUUUUUCGGAAAAGAAAAAAAUUGGAGUGUGAACGAUUAUUCGAGGCACGUUUAAGACGAGUGACAAACGUUGCAUGAAGCCCGUCCUCUUUAUACCUUUGCUAGACGUUUGAACUUUGGAGGGCUGGCCUGACUCCUUUAGGAGCCAGCAGGUAAUUCGGAAACUCUACCGGACAUGCUGACUAUUUAUGUCCAUCAAUCAUACCUCUAAAAAAUAUCGAGUAUCAAGGGAAAAAUGUCAGCCCUCUAAAGGUUAAUGAAUGAUUGUAUUGUAUCACUAUUGAAAACUACACGCACACAAAAGUACUGCGAAUAUUAUCCGGAAUAUGAGAAGUGCAAACACUGGCUGGAGAGAAACCUUCCUACAGAAUUUGAGAAAGUUAAAUUAGAGGAUGCAGCAGCUGAUUCGGGAGGUGGGGAAGAUGAGAAGAAGCGACAGAAACGAGGUGGUAAAGGAAUGUUAAAAACAAAGAAGAAAGAAGACGUACCAAAAUUGGUAACUGUUUCAAGGGCUCCAAGAGGCAAAAAGAAGUCUGUCACAGUUGUUACGGGUCUUAGUACGUUUGAUAUCGACCUUAAAGUAGCAGCUAAAUUUUUUGGUAGUAAAUUUGCAUGUGGCUCCAGUGUAACGGGGGAUGACGAAAUAGUAAUUCAAGGAGAUGUCAAGGAUGACUUGUAUGACGUUAUCCCUGAAAAGUGGCCACAAAUUGAUGAGGAUUCAAUAGAUGACCUUGGCGAUCAGAAAAGAUAGUGGUACAGCCAUUUACGUAUGCUAAUUGAUAUUUUGUCAUGACCUCGGAUGUUUAUUAUAAAUAAAUGUACAUAAAAUAA
Molecule: messenger RNA, 931 nt
Organism: Neodiprion fabricii
Lineage: Eukaryota; Metazoa; Arthropoda; Insecta; Hymenoptera; Diprionidae
Gene: DENR
Product: density-regulated protein homolog
Exons: 5
Coding region: 357-851 (164 amino acids)
Biological process (GO): translation reinitiation; formation of translation preinitiation complex
Molecular function (GO): translation initiation factor activity; mRNA binding
Source: RefSeq, a predicted model, not a curated record